This is a messenger RNA of Populus euphratica (Euphrates poplar), 732 nucleotides long. Its product is annotated as glycine-rich RNA-binding protein 2, mitochondrial-like. Bases 121 to 525 code for a protein of 134 amino acids. NCBI's taxonomy places the organism in Eukaryota, Viridiplantae, Streptophyta, Magnoliopsida, Malpighiales, Salicaceae. The record is from RefSeq and is a predicted model, not a curated record. The transcript is spliced from 5 exons. Gene Ontology annotation, molecular function: RNA binding.
AUGUCGUUAUAGGGCCGCUCAUAAGUCUGAAUCUCUUAAACCCUAGCCGCUUCCCUUAUUUCACUCUCUCCCAGUACUAAAACCCUUUGCCUCUUUUCUUCUUCCAAGUCCAUAAUUGAAAUGGCAUUCUUUAACAAGCUCGGGAGCCUGGCAAGGCAGUCAAUUUCCCAGAAGGGGCAAGUUCCAAUGGUGUCCAUGUUGAACACCAUUCGCUGCAUGUCGUCAUCCAAGCUUUUCAUUGGAGGGCUUCCAUGGUCAACUGAUGACCAUACUCUUAAGGAAGCAUUUUCUGGCUAUGGAGAAGUGAUAGAGGCAAGGGUUAUCAUGGAUAGAGAGACUGGGAGAUCUCGUGGAUUUGGGUUUGUUAGUUAUGAUAGCAGUGAAUCUGCCAGUGAAGCACUAUCAGCAAUGGAUGGCCAGGAGCUGGGUGGAAGAAAUGUUCGCGUGUCCUUUGCUGAGGAGAGGAGCCGACCACCACGAUCUUACAAUGACGAUUACCAAGGGAAUCGAGGUUUCGAUAAUUGAAGUUGAUGAACUACAGCUUUAUGCGCUGCUAAGGCCCUAAAUAGCCUUGCUGCUUUAUCUAGUUGCUUCUAGCUUAGUAGAGAUUGCAUUUUUAUUUUCUUGAUUAUUUUGAAGUAAAUCCUAACUUUAUCCAUGUUUUGGGUUGAUGAUUACAUUUACAGAGAUAAGGUUUUGAUGUACACAAUUAAAUGGGGGGCAUUUUCUUUU